Molecule: messenger RNA, 392 nt
Organism: Wasmannia auropunctata (little fire ant)
Lineage: Eukaryota; Metazoa; Arthropoda; Insecta; Hymenoptera; Formicidae
Product: odorant receptor 85b-like
Exons: 4
Coding region: 1-378 (125 amino acids)
Biological process (GO): sensory perception of smell; detection of chemical stimulus involved in sensory perception of smell
Cellular component (GO): plasma membrane
Molecular function (GO): olfactory receptor activity; odorant binding
Source: RefSeq, a predicted model, not a curated record
AUGCAAGUUGUUUGGAAUACAUUAGUUAUUUGUUGUCUAGGAUUUUUCGCCAUAAUUUGUAUUCAUAAUGAAAAUGGUGUUUUCGUGUUAACGAAAACCAUUCUUUCUUACUUUGCCAUAAUGGGUGAAGCUUUUAUCAUUUGUUUUGCCGGAGAACAUCUUAGUCUCAAAGGUAAAUUAAUUGCCAAGGCGACAUACGAAUCGCUGUGGUAUGAUAUGCCGUCACGUCACAGUAAAUUAAUAUUAUUUAUAAUAAUGAGAUCUCAGAAGCGAUUGACGAUCACGGCAGGAAAAAUGAUGGAUAUGUCAUUAGAAACUUUUACAACUAUCAUGAAGGCAUCAGUAUCGUACAUGUCUGUUUUGAACGUUAUGUAUUGAUACAAAUAAAAAUG